Messenger RNA from Parasteatoda tepidariorum (common house spider), 990 nucleotides. NCBI's taxonomy places the organism in Eukaryota, Metazoa, Arthropoda, Arachnida, Araneae, Theridiidae. The record is from RefSeq and is a predicted model, not a curated record.
UUGUAGAUAGCUGAGGGUAAUUGUGGGGACUUCACUUUCGAUUUCUUCAGCAGUAAUGAACGAGGACAUGAACACGCUAUUCCUCAGGGCACAAAAAUUAACAAGGUCAGAUGACAAAGAAAAAUCCCUUUACGAUUCGGUUACUGAUUAUGUGUUUACCUUUGGUUCAGCUCAACACCGAAAAUGCGUACAACUUACGUAGUACUGAUUCUUAAUUUACAAGCGUUCUUGGUCCUACAUGUAACAGGCAUAACGAUUUGGGAAAAUGAACUCAUAAAGAAAAUAUUCCAACAAGACCCCGCUUUCUGUUUCCAACCUUUUAAAGCCUCAGACUGUGCUGGCUCACAUUGGAUUUCUUCUCCCAACAACUCGAGAAAUGCUCACGAAUCCUUUCUUAAACCAAAAACUUUGUUCUUUCUUUUCACGCCAAAAAACCCAUCCAAUCCAGAGUUUCUACAUUUAUGUGGUGGGAAGCUUCCCAGCAACUCCAAUUUCGACCCCCUGCACCAAACAGAAGUCUUCAUUCAUGGAUAUUUGGACGGAGUUUGCAGAUCAGCAUGGAUGAGGGUAAGUGAAAAAGUAUUUGUGAUCUCAUUACCAGAAGUAUCCUUAAACCAUGCGAAGAAAAACCAUGAAUUCACAAGCUCAGAUAACAGAGUAAGGUUGAUUUUAAUGUCAGCAAUAACAUUUAUCACAAAGCCCAACAAGGCUUAUAAAUUAUUAGCAAAUAAACCAUGCAAACUUGAAACAAUGUUAAACUUAAGUAUGUAACUCUACGCGCUAUGAUAUUAGGCUUGCAUUGAUUUGUCGAUUGCGAGAUUGUAUCUGUAUUUACAAAACAAGUCUAGAAAAACCUUCUGCAAAUGAGGAUGAAUCGCAAAUCUAGUGUAGAAAGAGUUCUCAAACUGCGGAUAAAUUCACUUCCUCAAUGUUAAUUUUAGAUUUUAUGAUGAUCACUGAAACAAGAUUUUCGCUCAUGCUUUCAUGUAC